Messenger RNA from Puccinia graminis f. sp. tritici CRL 75-36-700-3, 1828 nucleotides. RefSeq lists its product as uncharacterized. The record is from RefSeq and is a predicted model, not a curated record. Bases 27 to 1178 code for a protein of 383 amino acids. The transcript is spliced from 8 exons. NCBI's taxonomy places the organism in Eukaryota, Fungi, Basidiomycota, Pucciniomycetes, Pucciniales, Pucciniaceae.
CCCAACAAAGGGGGGUCUCUUCCCACAUGCCCCCACCGAGCCGCCCAGCCUCACAACAGACUGCUCGUCCUUUUUCUACCGUCCUCCCCCCUCACAUCAAUGCGCGCCAUACUCUCCCAGUGCCCAAUCCCGACCCCGUCUACGCCCCUCCCCAAAGCUAUGCAUCUGCUCCAAUCAACCCUGCUGAUUAUUCUAACAGUACCGGUAUGGUCGAUCAUCCCAAUGGUGUUGGGGUUCCGGUUCAAUAUACUAACCGUAAUUUUCAAGCCAAUUUGGGACUUGAUGGCCGUUCCGGUGCCGAAACCGUACCUGGCUACAGCGGCAACGACUCUACUCAUUAUUAUCUCCCAGGAGAUCACGAUGACCUUCCAGAUGUCCUCUCUCCUCCUCGAUCGCCCCCAGCCACAAACGAGCAAACCAGCGAAGUCAGCUACAGUCUUGAUCAUCAGGCCAAUCCCCCUGCAAUCCGCCCCGAGGUCGAUCAUGCCAGCUUACAAGCGAUUUUCCGCUUGUCUGAAGCUGACCUGAACCUUGCAAAGUCUAUUCUUGUUAUGAGCGAGGCAAACAUCACGGGAGCCAUUGUCUAUGGGCUUGUUGCCCAACGACGAGUGACUCAUGAGAACCUUCCUGGCAAUCCGACCCAACCCGACGAGGACGAGGUUGUUGCGCCGGCUGACCCCCCUGUCCCAAAUGAACAAGUAGAUGUGAGGAACUUCUUGUAUAGCGACUACAUCAAGGAUGAGAUCCGUGACUUUAUUCGCCGCAAGAUGAUCGAAUCGCGAAUGGUUGCUUACAGCCGCCACUUGGAUGACGAUGGUGUUGCAGAGCCGCGGGCCUUGUUGACCAUGACUCAGGCUCACGUUGCGAGCCUUCCUGCCCACAUCAGAAGACAGCACCUUCCCCCUGGAUUUGGCGCUGGGAACAAUCAUGCACGUCGAAGCGUACUCCAGUUGGUUCGCAAUCUUUUGAAGCAUGAUCGAGUUCUUCUUCGCAACAUGUUACUUAAAAAUAUUAUAGACACCAGCCACGCAAGGGUUCGCGCGGGGGGUGUCCCUAGUCUUCAGAUGCUGUACACCUCGUGGAGUCCACGCGCCCCGAGUCAACUGGGCAAUGUUGCCCAUGCGCAUCAAGGUGCGGUUUGCAUACCUCCGAUUGGAGACCGCGGCGCACACCUUUAGGAAUUCUCAACGGCAUGGGUCCCAAUGGACACCCAUCGAUGAGCAAUUGGCCCUCUUGACCACUAAAUCAAUGGACUAUGUACGAGCGUGGGCAAAUGCAAUUAUCGCGUUGGAUUCUCAAAUCUUUGGCACUGGUGGUGUCGUUUUCGCCGAUGUGCGUCAUUUGGUCGAGCUUCCAACUGACGAGGCAAUUCAAGACACCCUUGUAACCAACGAAUUAUUACCCCCUGCCGAGCGCCCCCAACAACCGGUGAUGGAAGACGAUCUGUUCAAUAUGGACGCCUGAUCUCUUAUGUAGUACAUCCUCCCUCGAUUAUUCAAUCCUCGGGAUCCUCAUCAGCGCUGCUCGAUGCACAGCGCAGAACCUCCUUAUGUCUUUUUCCCCUGUUAUCACCAAUCGGUACUUGAAGACACUUGUCCAGGUCGGGGCUGCAGCAAAUGCAGUUCCAUUUGACGACCUCAUUUUCUCUUAUCAACUCAUCCGGACUGUGACUCAUUAGCCCCUAAAUCAUGUACACAAGGAGCCAGCUAUAGACCAUACAUCCCUUCAUGUACAGUAGAUUGUCGAGUCAUGUUUUUUCACAUCAUUUCACAUUGUUUGUAAUGCCUGCGAUCCCGCUCCAGAAGCCUCAAUAGAAGACCUACAUGCA